GUUAAUUCGUUCAGUCACGCUUCUUUAAUAAUAUAUAAAGAAUAGCCAUAAAUACUCAUUUAACCCACUACAGUUACCAUAAAAUAGAAGAUUAUUUGAUCACUUUCCCUGAAAAUUCUUUACAGGUAUGUAUUAUCGCGAGAGUUCCAUUUCAGCCACGUGACUUCUCUUACCUAUGGCUGUUACGGGGAAGAUGAAUCACGUGACUUCUCAGGCAGCACCGUUACCAUGGAGCUUUGGGUUGACUGAUGCAGAGGACGCGCGUGCACAGAGAUUGCGUUUCUGACUAAAUAUUAACCGAAUAAAAAAGCAACAAACGUCAGGAUUGACGAGAGAUUCGUCACUCGGGCCUCUGUGUGGCGGCAGAAUGCAGUUCACUCCUCCUGUCAGCAAAAACAGGAUUAUCUCCACAUUUCCAAAGUAUUAUAACCCACAAGCCUGUCUACAGAUGAAGGAAGACUGGAGCGCUAAAGCUAAACAGGCUUUUAAAGACAGAGCCACCAGGCAGCAGGGGUUGAAGAUGUCGAAAGCCGUCAUUGUUGGAGACCUGAACGUAGGAAAGACCUGCUUAAUUAACAGGUUCUGUAAAGAUGCUUUCGACCGCGACUACAAGGCCACCAUCGGGGUCGACUUUGAAAUCGAGAGAUUUGAAAUCUGUGGGCUUCCGUUUUCUCUUCAGAUGCUCAGGCGUCAUCGGGCAUCGAGGCAGGAUACACCCUGGACGGAGUGCCAACCCAUCGCAGGGCACACACACACUCUCAUUCACUCACACUCACACACUACGGACAAUUUUCCAGAGAUGCCAAUCAACCUACUAUGCAUGUCUUUGGACCGGGGGAGGAAACCGGAGUACCCGGAGGAAACCCCUGAGGCACGGGGAGAACAUGCAAACUCCACACACACAAGGCGGAGGCGGGAAUCGAACCCCCAACCCUGGAGCUGGGACACUGCAGGUCAGGAGAAGUUUAAAUGCAUUGCCGCAGCGUAUUACAGAGGAGCUCAGGUGAUCGUCACCGUAUUUGACAUGACCGACAUUAAAACACUGGAAAACACCAAACAGUGGCUGACAGAGGCUCUGAACGAAAACGAACCAAACUCCUGUUUUAUUUUCUUGGUCGGAACUAAAAGAGAUCUGCUGUCUCCAGAGGAAUGCCAGAGGACGGAGAGAGAUGCAGUAAAGAUGGCGGCAGAGAUGAACGCAGAAUUCUGGUCCGUCUCAUCUAAAACAGGAGAAAGUGUGCAGCAGUUCUUCUUCCGUGUAACUGCUCUGUCAUUUGAAGACUUUGUCCUGAAGGACACGGAGCUCGGUUACAGCAUGGCAAGGAUCGGAGAUGGAGACCUUAUCAAAGUGGAUAAAAGCCCAGUAGCUGCUGAGGUGAAGGCAGAGAGAAAGAGCUGCUGCUGAUCCCCUGGAGAUGUUCUGCACUACAUCACACUUGAAACUCACAGAAACACCCAGAACCUGCUCUGAGUAGCAGGAAGUCAAACCCGGGACUUUUACAGCUCCAGCUUCAUCGUGGUGUUUAUUUUCUCAGUAUUAACAUUAACCACUGCCAUUGCAGAAAUAAAUUCAUAUUCGGUUUUAUCAGACAAGUUUGGAGCAGAGGAAUAAAAACCUGACUGCCUCUUUCACAGAAGUUUUAAUACAGUAUUUAAUUGUGAUCAAACACUGGAGCUGAGCAGCUGUUUGAAUUUUAAAAUGUUAUUAACAUACAUUUGCAUUAUUAUUAUUAUUUUUUUUAGAAUUGUACCUAUACCUUUUUUUUUUUUUUUUUUUUACAACAUUAAAUGAAGCACGGUUUCUCUUA
This is a messenger RNA of Tachysurus fulvidraco (yellow catfish), 1808 nucleotides long. RefSeq names its product RAB36, member RAS oncogene family (gene rab36). NCBI's taxonomy places the organism in Eukaryota, Metazoa, Chordata, Actinopteri, Siluriformes, Bagridae. The transcript is spliced from 12 exons. Bases 368 to 1405 code for a protein of 345 amino acids. The record is from RefSeq and is a predicted model, not a curated record. Gene Ontology annotation, molecular function: GTP binding; GTPase activity.